AUGGCAAAGCAUCCAAGAAUGGUCCAGUACCUCGACAAAGUCCAAGGACUUUUGAAAAAAUUCCCUACUUUCACAAUCCAAAAAGUUUCACGGGCAGAGAACAUUCAUGCAGAUGCGUUGGCGAGCCUAAGAUCAACAUUGGACACCCAGUUCAGACGCUCCAUCCCAGUUGAACACCUUGACCGGCCAAACAUUGAAGAAAUAGAGCCAAUCGACUCAAUGCAGAUUGAUGAGGACCCCAGCUGGCAAGACCCCAUCAUCGACUACUUAGUAAAUGAAAAUCUGCCAAAGGACAAUUCCGAAGCUAGAAAAGUCCAACAGAAAGCCGCAAGAUAUUACAUGCAAGGCGGAAAGCUAAUCCGCAGAUCAUACUCCGGCCCUUCUCUCACCUGCAUAAAGUACCCUCAAACACUUGAGGUCCUUUGCAAAAUUCACGACGGCGAUUGUGGCAACCACUCUGGGGGCAGAUAA
Messenger RNA from Prunus armeniaca (apricot), 471 nucleotides. The record is from the annotation of a GenBank genome assembly. Lineage: Eukaryota; Viridiplantae; Streptophyta; Magnoliopsida; Rosales; Rosaceae.